Penicillium soppii is the source of this 768-nucleotide messenger RNA. RefSeq names its product PEX11 family protein. The record is from RefSeq and is a predicted model, not a curated record. Gene Ontology annotation, biological process: peroxisome fission; regulation of peroxisome size. Bases 1 to 768 code for a protein of 255 amino acids. The transcript has 2 exons. Lineage: Eukaryota; Fungi; Ascomycota; Eurotiomycetes; Eurotiales; Aspergillaceae. Gene Ontology annotation, cellular component: peroxisomal membrane.
AUGGUCGCCGACGCUCUCGUCUACCACCCUGCGCUGGCGCACUGGCUGCGCUUCGUCGCGACAACCGUCGGCCGAGACAAGAUCCUCCGCACAGUGCAAUAUUUCUCCCGCUUCUACGCCUGGUACCUGUACCGCACGAACAAGCCCCAGUCCGCAAUUGACCCGUACAAUGCCGUGAAGAAGCAAUUCGGCACGACCCGCAAGAUCAUGCGGAUCGGCAAAUUCCUCGAGCACCUCAAGGCAGCUGCCAUCGCGCUGGACAACAAGGGCCCCGUCGACCCCGUCCUGCGCUAUCUGGCCGUCGGACGCCAGCUCGGCUACGCGGGUUACCUGACGCUCGACGCGGUGACUGUUAUCGAUGCGAUCGGCAUUCGGAAGCUGGCUUCCGCGAAGAGACUGCAGGACGCGGCGUACCGCUCUUGGGCGGCGGGAUUGAUUUUCAGCACUGUUGCUGGUAUCUAUACUCUUGUGAGGUUGCAAGAGAAGGAGAAGACUAUUGAUCGCAAGGAAGGCGAGGGCGUUGUUGAGGCUAAGAAGAUUGAGAAGUAUGGUUUUGGUCUUGAUCUAGGUGUUAUGGAUGUGAUGGAUGCUAAUGAUUUCCUUAGGGAACGCUCUGCUGCUCGGAUACAGUUGCUCUCUGAUGUUUGCGAUCUGGCUGCGCCCUUGUCUGCUGUCGGUAUCUUGAACCUUGAUGAUGGUAUCGUCGGUAUCUCUGGUACCGUUAGCAGUUUGAUUGGUGUCUGGUCCCAGUGGCGCAAGACUGCUUAA